UCCGAUAGGUAUAACUGGAAGCAGCGUGGUCAAGGGCACCGGCUGAGCGAGACAGAUAGCAAGGAAGCAGCAAGGAGAGGAACCUCGUGUCUAAGCCAGAGGCUUAUUAAAGAAGAAGACUGUCAUUUUGAGCUGUGUUGAAGAGAAGUUUGAAGCAGCAAUGGACCAGGCAAGGUCAACAAUAUCCAAAAUUUUUAAUGGAGAGCCACACUCCUACACGCGUUUCAACCUGACCCAGAACAUGGAAGGCGAUAACAGCCAGGUGGAGAUGAAGCUGUCAUCCGACAUGGAUGAAGAGGUCGGGGAAAACGGUGUGGGAGACAACCGUAAUCACAACUCCAACCGUAAACCUUACGUGGCUCAAAAGCUUGGACGCACACCGAAGAACCUCUGCUUCAUGGCCGCCGCUACCCUCCUCAUCUUUAUCAUCGGGUACUUGCUUGGCUACCUGGUUCAUCGGAAGAAGGACUUGGCUCCCACCUGUGCAGCCUCCGUGGUUCGUUUAGAUGAAGAUGUUGCCCAUGAGACGGGUGCUGCAUCCCUCAUGGACUGGGAUGAUGUCAAAAAGCUUCUCGCUCAAAAAGUCACUGCUGCCAAUUUUGAACCGGUCUUUCGUGAGUUUUCCAGUGCCAACCACCGGGCUGGUUCUCCAGAGGAUGAUGCUCUGGGGAACAAGGUGGUCAAGAAGUUCAAAGAGUAUGGCAUGAAAACCUGGACCGAUGAGCACUUUGUCAAGGUUCAGGACCCCCCAACUUCUGGCUCCAACAGAGUUGUUUUCAAGAAUGGGAAUGCUAUGCGUCCAGAGGGAUUCCUGUCCUACAGUGCCACUGGACAAGUAACGGGUGCUGCCUUGUAUGCAUAUUAUGGGCAGGAAAGCGACUUGAGGUUGCUGCGGGAUAGAAGCAUCAACAUGACUGGCAGGGUCAUGCUGGUCAGAGCUGGUAGGAUCAGCUUAGCUGAGAAGGUAGCAAAUGCUGCCAAAAUGGGUGCCUCUGCUGUGUUGAUCUACCCAGACGUCGCUGAUUACUUGAAUUUAGACUCAGUUCAGCUUUUUGGACAUGUCCACAUGGGUUCAGGGGAUCCCUACACCCCAGGCUUCCCCUCCUUCAACCACACCCAGUUUCCACCUGUCCAGUCUUCAGGCCUCCCAAAAAUCUUGGCUCAGACAAUCACAAAAGAUAUGGCUACCAAAAUUCUAAAGCAGCUCGGGGGUCAGGAUGUGCCGACAGAGUGGGGAGGCCUCAACAAAUUUGGAGAAGAGGGCGAUAAUAUUACUGUGGAGGUCAACAACAUUCUUACUGAGAAAAAGAUAAAUAAUGUCUUUGGGGUAAUCAAAGGCUUUGUGGAUGCAGAUCGAUAUGUGGUUAUUGGUGCCCAGAGGGAUGCAUGGGGUCCAGGUUUUGCUGCAUCUACCGUCGGAACCAGCGUCCUCGUUGAGCUUGCACGUUCCAUUUCAGAUAUGGUGAAGAACGACGGAUUCAAACCAAGGAGAAGCAUUGUGUUCGCUAGCUGGAGUGCUGGAGAAUAUGGGAGUGUUGGCGCCACAGAGUGGCUGGAGGGUUAUGUAUCCUCAUUGAGCAUGAAAGCCUUCUCCUACAUUAACCUGGAUGGCGUUGUAACAGGUCAAAAAGGAUUUAAAGUGGCAGCCAGUCCCUUGAUGCACAGCUUGAUUGAGAGCACUAUGAACGAGGUGAACUCCCCAAACAAUGCUGGGACUCUCUUUUCUCGAUUUGCAAAGGGCAACUUGGAAUCAGAUGUGUUGGUGCCUCUGAAGUUGGAUAAUGCUGCUUAUCCCUUCCUUACCUUUUCUGGCAUUCCCUCAGUAUCAUUUGGAUUCACCUCUGAUAACUCGUACUACACGUUCGUUGGCACAAAGUUGGACACCCGGGAGAAACUGAACCUGGCCACAGGCAACCAGGUUUCUCAGCUGGCUGAAAUAGCAACCCGGUUUGCUGGUCAUAUGGCGCUGAGGCUGGUACAUGAUCAUCUGCUGCGGAUGGAUGUGAUGAAAUACGACAAGAUUAUACGUACUCGCGUGGCUCAGAUCAACGUGAAAGUCAAUGCUGUUCAGAGAAUGCAGCCCAAGCGGUUGCCCAAGGACCUGACGAUGCAGUGGUUGAUGUCGGCCUCGGGCUCCUACAGUCGCGCCUCUCGCAACCUGGCGGCAGACAUCCAGAACAGUGACCUGGAGGACAUCGAGAUGUGCCGUAUCAUUAACGACCGCAUAAUGGCGGUGGAAAAGAACUUCCUGUCGCCCUUUGUCUCUCCCAGAGAGAAUCCUUUCCGCCACAUCCUGUUGGGCUCCGGAUCUCACUCUCUCAAGGCUCUGUCUGACCACCUGGACGCCCUCAGGACGGACAACCCCGAGGCAGACGCCAACCUGUUCCGCAACCAGUUUGCCUUGGCAACCUGGACCAUUCAGGGCUGUGCCAACUCACUAGCAGGGGAUGUCUGGUCUUUGGAUAAUGAAAUCUAAAAAUGAAUUUCCCCCUCCUCACUUGUUUAUAAUUUGGCCCUCUUAUCACAACUGGCAGUGAUCAUUAACCAACAGUCACAGAUGCACAGCUUUAUAAGUUAAUUUAUACAGAUUGAGGAAAUGGGCUGGAGCCGUUACUAAACAGAUAUUGCAGUUAUCAACAUUGCUUCCCUAAUUUUUAACAUUUGAGUGAUGAGCUCAUCUUCCUUAUUUCUGCAAUACUCAAUAAAGAAAAACAUUGAUAGAAAUGCACUUAAGCAAAGGGUUGACCUCAAAGUUUAGAGGGUUCUUUUUUUUGUCCACUUUGGAAAGACAAAAACCUUCAAUUUUUUACAUGUGGUAUUUAAAUACUGCAUUCAGAUUACUUUGGUGCUAGUAGCAACUACACGGCCAUGUUAUGUGGCAGUGCUACUUAAAUUAUUGUUACCCUAGUUGAAUGCCUUUUCAGCACAGUAUCAGGUCAUAAUCACAGGUAAGGCUGUUGGCAACCUCAGAGAUGGAUAGAACAGGAAAGCCGAUAGGGUACGAUAUUAUAAGCGGAUGACUUUCCAUCUGUUUACCAUAAUUAUUACAAAUCAAAACUGCUGGUAUUUCCACUGCUGCUCUAGCCUUGUGUUCAAACCUGAGCUGGCUUGUAUUGGUAGCUAUAAUUCAAAACAGUGCUGAAAUCUGCUACUCAACUCAUUGUCAGGGAUUCAGAUGUCCCUACAAAAGGACUGACAAUGAAUUAAAAAAUAACAUAGGUGUGUUCUGUGCCAACACAACUAGAAAUAGAUUUUGGGCAGUCAGCUGUUGUUACUUGGCAUUGUUUAACACUUGUGCUGCAUUAAUCCUUUAAGAACGGCCCUGAUUAAAUGCAACAAGUUAAAAAAAAGAAAU
Etheostoma spectabile (orangethroat darter) is the source of this 3355-nucleotide messenger RNA. RefSeq names its product transferrin receptor 1a (gene tfr1a). The record is from RefSeq and is a predicted model, not a curated record. The coding region runs from base 161 to 2476 and encodes 771 amino acids. Gene Ontology annotation, biological process: intracellular iron ion homeostasis; iron ion transport. The transcript is spliced from 18 exons. Lineage: Eukaryota; Metazoa; Chordata; Actinopteri; Perciformes; Percidae. Gene Ontology annotation, cellular component: external side of plasma membrane.